Pantherophis guttatus is the source of this 3016-nucleotide messenger RNA. NCBI's taxonomy places the organism in Eukaryota, Metazoa, Chordata, Lepidosauria, Squamata, Colubridae. The record is from RefSeq and is a predicted model, not a curated record.
CCCUCCAAAGGAAGAGGAGGAGCUUCUGGCAAAAAGGGCGCGAAACCUCCACUUCCGGAAGCCAAUCGGGCAAGGAAGGAACUCCCUGUAUCGGCGAUCAGAGGAGCCCGGAUGAUGGAGGAGGAUGGAGGAGCCCGGCGGAGGAAGGAAGGAAGCAUCGCCCGAGAGGAGGAGGAGAGCGGGCCCCGCAGAGCAGCCCUGCCUGGAGACCGCGGGGAAAGGCCAGGGGGCUCCAGGGCUGCAGGAGGGAGGAGCCCAGGGGGAGCCCGGGAAAGGCGGCUGCCUGGAGGGCGAUGCGAGGAGGAGGAAACGGGCGGAGAUCCCGAGACGGGCCUGGAGGGCAGAGGCUCCUUCGGAAGACCCGGGAGUCCCCAAAUGGUCCAGAAGGGAGGAAAGGAAUAUCAGUGCCCGGAAUGUGAAACAUCCUUCACAAGAAAUGGACAUCUUCAAAGGCAUAUAAGCAUCCACACAGGAGAGAAGAAAUACAAAUGCCCAGAAUGUGAAAAAUCCUUCAGAACAAACGGUCUUCUUCAAAGCCAUCUAAAAAUCCAUUCCGGAGAGAAACCUCAUAAAUGCCUGGAGUGUGGAAAGAGCUUCAGGCAUUUGGGAAACCUUUAUAGACAUGAAAGGGUCCACUGGAGAGAGAAACUGAAUAAAUGCCUGGAGGGAGGAGAGUCCUUUGGAAGACUCAGGAAACUCCAAAGAAUCCAGGAGGGAGGAAAAAAGUAUCAGUGCCCGGAAUGUGAAAAAUCCUUAAAAACAAAUGGACAUUUUCAAAGGCAUCUAAGGAUCCACUUGGGAGAAAAGAAAUUUGAAUGCCCAGAAUGUGAAAAAUCUUUCAAAAGAAAUGGACAUCUUAUAAACCAUCUAAGAAUCCACUCAGGAGAGAAACCAUAUAAAUGUCUGGAAUGUGGAAAAAGCUUCAUUGUUGUUGGACACCUCAAUCAACAUCAAAUGAUUCACUCAGGAAAGAAACCUUAUAAAUGUCUGGAGUGUGGGAAUAGCUUCAAUAGGAGGGGAAACCUUUAUAAACAUCAAAGAAUCCACUCAGGGGAAAAACCAUAUAAAUGCCUGGAAUGUGGAAAGAGCUUCAAUAGGAGGGAACAUGUUCAUACACAUCAAAGAAUCCAUUCAGGGGAAAAACCAUAUAAAUGCCUGGAGUGUGGAAAGAGCUUGAGGCAGAAGAGAAGCCUUAAUAGGCAUCACAGAAUCCAUUCAUUAGAGGAACCAGAUAAAUUCCUGACGUAUGGAAAGAUAGUCAAUCACAGAGGAAACUUUUAUAAACAUCAAAGAAUCUGCUCAGGAGAGAAACUAUAUAAGUGCCUAGAUUGUGGAAAGAGCUUUACUCAGAGUGGACAUCUCCAUCAACAUCAAAGAAUCCACUCAGGAGAAAAACCUUAUAAAUGCCUGGAGUGUGGAAAGACCUUCAGUCAGACGAGCAGCCUUUAUACACAUCAAAGAAUCCACUCAGGAGAAAAACCACAUAAAUGCCUGGACUGUGGCAAGAGUUUGUCUUCAAAGAGAAACCUUUAUUCACAUAAAAAAAUCCACAGAAGAGAAAAUCUAUAUACCGUAUAUACUCGUGUAUAAGCCGAGUUUUUCAGCACAUUUUUCAUGCUGAAAAAGCCCCCCUCGUCUUAUACUCAAGUUAGGGUCCCACUCAGGUGAAAUCUAAAAUUUUUCGCUAGUGGUUCUGUGGGCGUGGCUUGGUGGAGGGGUGUCCUGUGACUGAGUGGACGUGGCCAACUUGAUGUCACAGCCACGCCCACUCAGUCACAAGACCACCACACACACCAAGCCACGCCCACAGAACCCGGUAGGAAAUUUUUUUAAAUUUCUAUUCUACCACCUGCUCUCUCUUCACUUUGGGUUGGGGGCCAGGGGCCAGGUCCAUUCCCUGAGGCCCCAGAGCCGCCACCUGCUCGCCGCUUGCCUCAACCAGGUAGGGCAGCGGUUCUCAACCUGGGGGUCGCGACCCCUUUGGGGGUCGAACAGCCAUUUCACAGAGGUCGCCAAAGCCCUCUCUGCUCCCCCCCCCACGCCUUCACUCACCAUCACCCUCUGCCUCUGUUGGAUCGCCGGUCGCUGUUCACUUACCCCUCCCUCCGGAGUGCCAGCUGAUGGCUAGAGGGAAAAAAACUUUAAAUUCUUGCUGCGGGGCUUCAAAGGGCCGCCCUACAGCUGAUCAGUGUUAAAAGAAAAUGAAUGAAUAGACCGGUGCCUGCAAAAAUAGAAAAAACAGCCCUGUUCAGCUUCAGCAUAGGUUAAUUACCAUAAGUUGAUUUGAUCAGCCUCCUUGCUCUCAGCUGUUUUGCGGAGGGCUCUGUUGCUAGGUAGCUGCAAAGAGGUAAAUUCCUGGAGCAGAUUUUUUUUCCCUUAGCUAUGCUGAAAAAGCGAAAUUGAAAGUAAAGUAGGGUCUUUGCUGCAACGUGACAAAAUGAGGCAGAGAGAGAUUUCUUUUUCUUUUUCCUCACCAAAAAAGAUAGGUGCAAAACUGCAAACAAUGGGAAAUUUAGGGCAAAAGAGGAGGUUCAAGAUUUUAAAACACAAAAGAAAAAAAGCUCUAUUUAACUAGGGAAUUGUAAUAAUUGAGAUACUAUUAAUUGUAUAUUGUGUUGAAAGCAGAAAUGGUUAAGUUGUGGUUUGGAGGAAUAUAUGGGGGAAAUUAUUUGGUUUAUUAUUAUUGGUAAAUAUAAUUAAUUGAUUUGUAAGAAAUUGGAUUGCAUGGAAAUAAUUGGAAUAUUCAUGUUCAUAUUGAUUAAUAUACAAAAAAGAUAUAACUAAUUGAUUUAUAUUAAAAUGUUGAAUUUGUAUUAAACAACUGUAUUACAUAAUUAACCAAUGUGAGGAUGGAUAUAAAAAUAGAUGACAAUGGGAAGGGGUAUAAUAUAGAAUAGAAGAGAAAAAUUGAAUUAAAUUAUUAAGAUUGGAGAUGAGGAUGAAGGGUAAUAUUGGUUUUUUAAAAAAAUAGAUGAAUAAAUAUGGCAAAAAGGAAAUAUAGAAAUUGAAAUUUAAA